AUACAAAGCCCAAAACUCAAUGCUUUUCUGCCAUAGCAAUCGACCUCGGAGCCGAUCGUUGCAGCGCCUUCGUUUGGAGUUCCGGCAGGAGGACGGCCGCCGUGGAAGAGUUCCCUGGUGUUCAUAGUGCUCCAGAAAUGUCGAGAAUCGCCUCCCUACCAAAACUGGUUAGUCGAAUCAACCAUCUUAAUCUGCACAAAGCUCUAUCUCAGUCCUCCAGUUUCAGCACAAUCCUCCAGUCCGUCGACAUUGGAACAGUUCCAAAACGACGACCCCAAUUAAUCGGCGAAAAUGUUUCUAGAAAGGACAAGAUUGGCAUUCUCGUAACAACGCUGAAUGAUCUUCCGAACAGCAAAGAAGCUGUGUAUGGAACUCUCGACGCUUGGGUUGCGUGGGAGCGAGAUUUCCCGAUCGGCCCACUGAAGCAGGUCUUGAUCCGUCUCGAGAAAGAUCAGCAAUGGCACAGAGUCAUCCAAAUUAUCAAAUGGAUGCUAAGCAAGGGACAGGGCACGACCCGGGGAACAUACGGCCAGUUGAUCCGGGCCCUCGAUCACGACCGUAGAGUCGAAGAAGCCCACGAGAUCUGGAAAAAGAAACUCUCUUAUGAUCUCCAUUCCGUCCCGUGGAAGCUCUGCGAUCUCAUGAUCUCCGUUUACUACAGAAACGAUAUGCUCGAGGAUCUGGUGAAGCUGUUCAAAGGCCUGGAAUCGUUCGAUCGGAAACCUCCCGGGAAAUCGAUCGUGCAGAAAGUAGCGAAUGCGUAUGAGCAGCUCGGGUUAUGCGAAGAGAAGGAUCGGAUACUUGAGAAGUACAAGACUCUGUUCGACGAAUCGCCUGAUCGGAAAUUCAAGAAAAUUAGUCGCGCCCGGCGGCUGAAAAACGACGAUAGAUCGACGGAGGCCGAGCAGCCGAGCUCUGACGGCCCUUUGGAAGGAUAGGUUCAGUUCGAUGGUUGUCCUUCAGGUAUGUUGUAAGAUUUCUAUCGUUGAGAUUGAAAUUGAUGCUACUUUGAUUGAUUUUGUGCUUUAAGUAUUUCUUUACCGUU
Andrographis paniculata is the source of this 1045-nucleotide messenger RNA. Its product is annotated as pentatricopeptide repeat-containing protein At4g21190. The transcript is spliced from 2 exons. Gene Ontology annotation, molecular function: protein binding. Lineage: Eukaryota; Viridiplantae; Streptophyta; Magnoliopsida; Lamiales; Acanthaceae. The record is from RefSeq and is a predicted model, not a curated record. Bases 138 to 938 code for a protein of 266 amino acids.